Messenger RNA from Magnolia sinica, 826 nucleotides. Its product is annotated as ubiquitin-conjugating enzyme E2 7. Gene Ontology annotation, molecular function: ubiquitin conjugating enzyme activity. Gene Ontology annotation, biological process: ubiquitin-dependent protein catabolic process; protein polyubiquitination. Bases 113 to 619 code for a protein of 168 amino acids. The record is from RefSeq and is a predicted model, not a curated record. Lineage: Eukaryota; Viridiplantae; Streptophyta; Magnoliopsida; Magnoliales; Magnoliaceae. The transcript has 6 exons.
CUAAGAAAAACAUCGUGUGCGUGCAGGCGCGUGCAGGCUCUGCAGUCUCUCUCUCUCCCCCCUUUCUCUCUCUUUCUCUCCUUCUUUCUAUCGCCCUCCCCUUCUCUCUCUCAUGGCUACAACGUCUCAAGCAAGCCUCCUCCUUCAAAAGCAGCUUAAAGAUCUUGCUAAAAACCCGGUCGACGGGUUCUCAGCCGGGCUCGUCGACGAUUCCAAUAUCUUCGAGUGGAGCGUCACGAUCAUCGGCCCACCCGACACUCUGUAUGAUGGAGGUUAUUUUAAUGCCAUCAUGAGCUUCCCAGCAAAUUACCCAAACAGUCCCCCGUCAGUGAGGUUUACUUCAGAGAUGUGGCAUCCUAAUGUUUAUCCUGAUGGGAGGGUAUGCAUAUCAAUUCUUCAUGCUCCUGGUGAUGACCCAAAUGGAUACGAGCUUGCGAGUGAGCGCUGGACACCUGUCCAUACGGUUGAAAGCAUAGUUUUGAGUAUUAUUUCCAUGCUUUCAGGUCCUAAUGAUGAAUCUCCCGCAAACAUUGAAGCUGCAAAAGAAUGGAGAGAGCGGAGGGACGACUUCAAGAAGAAGGUCAGCCGUAUUGUGAGACGGUCACAAGAAAUGUUUUGAAUCCAGACCUGUGGUCUGCAAAGUCUUUGUUGAUGGAGGGUCUACUCUGGUUUUGCUUUAUCUUGGUAAAAUUCUGAAAGAAUUGCUUCUUGGUCAUGUAGGAUUUUUCCAGAUGAAGCUGUUACAAUCUUUCAUCUUCAAAGCAAUUGUCAAAACAUAUAUAGGUUUUCUUUUUUAUAUGUUCGGUUUGGAUGGUGUUUGCAUGAA